UUAAAAUCAACAAAAAAUUUGCAUCCACAAACUAAAAAAAAAAAAAAAACACAUUAGACGAUUAUGAAUAGCAAAGCUCGAAGAAAACAAAAAUAAAACAGGAAAACAAACAAAUCUUAGAGAUCUCAACACAAGUUGUGGUUGAGAUUCAAUCCCACCACCACACUCCCACACUCAUUAUACAUUGCAAACAAAACCACUUUAACACAUCAGUUAACUCUCAUUGUUGUCGCCUCCCGGCCCCCUCCAUCUUCUUCCGAUUCACCGGAAAAACAAAAGAAAGAAGGAAAGAAUAUCACCAGAAGAAAAGAAAAAAAAAUCUUCAUCAUCUGACUCUUUCUGUUGCACUCAGCUUCCACUAUAUUAAUUACAUGCAAUAUAUAUAGUGUAAUUGCACCAUAUAGUUUAUGUCCGCUUACUGCUAAGUGGAUAUAUCUAUAUAUAUAGUGUGCAGUUCCUUUUUUUUUUUUUUUUUCUUAUUCAGUAGUAGUUUUGUUCGGAUUGAUGCUAGCUGUGGCAAGCUUGCCAAACGCCGCCACCAGAGAUGAAAGCCAAGAGCAGAUGGAGAGUUUUAGCAAUGAAGACUUCCCUGAUUUGCUCGAAAGCAUCGAUUUCAACGAUCUUUUUGUGGGCAUCCAUGAUGGAGAUGUAUUGCCUGAUUUGGAGAUGGACCCUGAUAUUCUUGCUGACUUCUCCGUCAGUGGUAGCGGCGAGGAAUCAGAGAUGAACACAUCGGUGUCAAAUGAUCAGAAAGUGGAGAUUAAUCCAAGAAAAGAUGAAGAAGACAAGGUUUCGGGAUCUGGGUCGGGACUGGAUUCGAGUUUGAGUACAAGAAGUGAGGAGAUUGUGAGCAAGAGAGAUGAAUCCGUAGUGGUUAAUCCAGUUUCUAAAGAAAAUGAUAAGGGAAGAAAAUCAACACAAGCCAAGAAUAAUCAAGGCAAGAGAAAAGUAAAGGUGGAUUGGACGCCAGAGCUGCACAGAAGAUUCGUACAAGCAGUGGAGCAAUUAGGGGUGGAUAAGGCAGUGCCUUCGAGGAUUUUAGAGCUUAUGGGUAUUGAUUGUCUCACUCGGCACAAUAUCGCCAGCCAUCUCCAAAAAUAUCGAUCUCAUAGGAAGCAUUUGCUAGCGCGAGAAGCUGAAGCAGCAACAUGGAGCCAUAAGCGGCAAAUCUACGGAGCCGCUGGAGUCGGCGGCGGCAAGAGGGAUAUGGCCACUUGGCAUGCACCCACGAUGGGGUUUCCUCCGAUAACACCUAUGCACCACCACCACUUUAGACCAUUGCAUGUAUGGGGUCAUCCUCAUCCUCCAAUGGAACAACCCUUGAUGCACAUAUGGCCUAAACAUCUAGCUCACUCGCCAUCACCGCCGCCACCUACAUGGCCUCCACCACCAGACCCUUCAUAUUGGCACCACCACAAUCAGCAACCGGUUCCAAAUGGACUAAUUCCAGGCAAGCCUUGCUUUCCACAGCCACUGGCUCCAGCGAGAUUUGCCACACCUCCUGUCACUGGUAUCCCACACCACGCCAUGUACAAAGUAGAUCCUGCCGUGGCAGUCUCAACUAGACAAUCAGCAUUAGGUCCCCAUCCUCUCUUGGACUUGCAUCCGUCUAAAGAGAGCAUAGAUGCAGCUAUUGGAGAUGUUUUAUCGAAGCCAUGGCUGCCACUUCCGCUUGGAUUAAUACCACCAUCUCUUGACAGUGUUAUAGGGGAGCUGCAACGGCAUGGAGUGGCCAAGAUACCACCCACUUGUACUUGAAAGCAAAACUGGUGUUUUCAGAAAAAAAAAAAACCCUAAAUUUGUCGACAUUUCCUCUGCGCUUGUCGCUUGCGUGCGCCUUAUCUUCGAGCUUUUCUCCUUAACUUUUUCCUUAGCUCUUUGCUAAAACUGAGAAUUAAUUUUCUUGUUCUUCUAUGAAGGACAGGUUUGUGAAUUAGCUUACUUAAGGCUUGUAAUAAAGUAAUAAUUUUUAUUUUCCAAUGUUCCGGCGUAUGAAUACGAGUCCAUAUGCCUCGUUGAGAAUAAUAAUAAUAAUAGUAAAUAUAUUGUUUUGUCA
Messenger RNA from Manihot esculenta (cassava), 2056 nucleotides. RefSeq names its product transcription activator GLK1. The record is from RefSeq and is a predicted model, not a curated record. Gene Ontology annotation, molecular function: transcription cis-regulatory region binding; DNA-binding transcription factor activity. The transcript is spliced from 6 exons. Gene Ontology annotation, biological process: positive regulation of DNA-templated transcription. Lineage: Eukaryota; Viridiplantae; Streptophyta; Magnoliopsida; Malpighiales; Euphorbiaceae. The coding region runs from base 505 to 1758 and encodes 417 amino acids. Gene Ontology annotation, cellular component: nucleus.